GAGAGAGAAGGCAGCAUCGAAAGAAGGAAGAAAAAAACAACAACUGGAAAGCCCAGAGACUGACAAGAGGCCAGCGAUCCCAGAAAACGAGACAACCACUCAACAAGCACCAUGAAGACUUUGACCCUGCUUUCUCUCUGCGCUGCCCUGUCAGUCUCCUGGUCCACUUGGGAUGUAGUACUCGACCCCGCUGCUGUUGUUACACCUGAACCUACACCUGCUGUGGACACUUCCUCUGCCUCGGACUCCUCCUCAUCUUCAUCCUCAUCCUCGGAAUCUGACUCGGCUUCCUCAUCGGCGUCUGACUCUGCCUCAUCAUCGGCCUCUGACUCUUCUGCCUCAGACUCUUCUUCCUCUUCUUCCUCCUCUUCCUCGGAGUCAGCCGGAGCCAGCACUGAGGCUCCAGAAGUGAUCAUGAAGAGAGACCUGGCCUCCAUCUUGUUGAGGAGGAGGAGGGCCGCCCCCGCCAUACCUGCAGCCCCUGCAGCCCUCACCCCCCUCCAGCUGGAGAGCCUUAGCGAGGUGUGCGAGCUGAACGUGGCGUGCGAUGACAUGGCCGACACCGAAGGCAUCGUUGCAGCAUACACCGCUUACUACGGCCCCGUCCCCUUCUAAAAGACACCAUCCGAACCACCUAAGCUGUUUUUUUACUCAUAGAGUAUUAUCUGACGUUGUUGGUGUAAACUACAUCUUUGUGUAUGUUCCUAAAGGGGCAAUGCUAGAAACAUAUCAAAGAGGAACUACUCCUGCCUUCUGUUUUGGAACCCAACUACCAGUUUUUUUGGCUGUCUGAAAGCCAUGAAUCCAUGUGAAACUGUCCUUUCAAGUGCAGACUGUAAGUUUGUAUAUUUGUAAUGUACGAGGAAGCGAUGUUUCGCAUUGAGCUUUGGUAACAAGGAGAUACUCCAAACAAGGUCUGUGGAAACUACAGUAUAGAAGUGUAUAUUGAUGAAUGCAAUAGUAUCACAAAUGGUGCUAAAACAGCAAAUGUAUUGUCCUGAUGUAUCAUGUUUAUCCUUUUGUAGUAUUACGCUUAGUUGAAAUGCACAU
Molecule: messenger RNA, 1050 nt
Organism: Osmerus eperlanus (European smelt)
Lineage: Eukaryota; Metazoa; Chordata; Actinopteri; Osmeriformes; Osmeridae
Gene: bglapl
Product: bone gamma-carboxyglutamate (gla) protein, like
Exons: 4
Coding region: 112-615 (167 amino acids)
Biological process (GO): regulation of cellular response to insulin stimulus; bone development; osteoblast differentiation
Cellular component (GO): extracellular region
Molecular function (GO): hydroxyapatite binding; structural constituent of bone; calcium ion binding
Source: RefSeq, a predicted model, not a curated record